This is a messenger RNA of Rubroshorea leprosula, 949 nucleotides long. Lineage: Eukaryota; Viridiplantae; Streptophyta; Magnoliopsida; Malvales; Dipterocarpaceae. The record is from the annotation of a GenBank genome assembly.
GAAUAUUGGGGGAAGAGAACAGAGAAGAACGGAUGAAAACACCCCUUUUGAGGGAAGAAGCGGAGGAAUAUUGAGGAAGAGGAAGAAGAAGAAGAAGAAGAAAAAGAAGAAGAAGAGAUCAAUCAAGAAACCAAUGGAUUCACGCAGAGCACAGAAAGUUGCUGUUGGGAACCAAUUCGAUCGCCUACCCGACGAUGUUCUUCUCUUGAUCAUCAACAAAAUUAUCGACUGCAGAACCCUAAUUCAAUUGUCUUUAGCCUCCAAGCGUUUCAAUUCUCUUGUUCCUUACACAGAUACAGUCGAAGUAUGCCUGAGUUCCUCAACGCUUACCAAAAUCAUGGACUCCGGAGCUCUCAGUCUCACCUGUAACGUUUCUACUACGCUCAAGAAAUUUGGUGCACUUAAGGAUCUCCGCAUCAAGAUUCAAUCGAAAACUGAUCAGGAAGAUGGAUUUUCCUUGAAGCUGGUUGUUCUUUACGACAACAAGCUCGAUAUGUGUUUCGUCUUCGUGUUCAGGAGCGAAGCAGAGGAAACAGAUUGGCAAAGCGUUGAGCAUCUUCUUCUACUAGGUUCCGAACACCAGAGGCUCCAAAGCAUCCUGAUUUCGGAUUCAGAGAAGAUGAAUGCCAUCUGUUUGAGUCCGGAAAUUGUUGCACAGUGGACAAGUGUUGUGGAAAGUAACAAUGGAGAGGAUGCAACCAUUCUGGUGAGCAUUGCUCUGGAACCAGAAGAUAUCCUGAGCCAAAGUUUCACUUCUGUUCUGGAGUUGCGGCCUGGAUGAAUGGUUAAAUAGUUUCAACCUGUUAAUAGUGUUGAUAGGUAGGAAGUCUUGUUAAUUCUUGCGAAAAAAGAAACACAAAGGCAUUGCGGUUCUUGCAUUCUUGAUUCUACAUUGCUUCUUUUUAUUUUUAGAAUUUUGAUGAUUGAUAAAGAAAUUAACAAUUUUCAC